UUCGGUACAUAAUUGCAAACCGCCUUCAACGCCUCUUUCCGUGUCAAUCUGUUGCCCCAUUUCUCAUUUCCGCGUUGCGUUGCAUCAGAAGAGGAGGAAAAAGAGAAGAAAGAAAGAAAGAGAGAUGGUGAACACGUUCUGCUUGUUUUGCGCGUGCAUCGACCAGGCGAGCGUCGGGGUGGUGGAGAGCUGGGGCCGCUUCCAGAGGCUCGCCGCCCCCGGCCUCCACUUCUUCAACCCCUUCGCCGGCGAGUGCCUCGCCGGCGUCCUCUCCACCCGCGUCUCCUCCCUCGACGUCCGCAUCGAGACCAAGACCAAGGAUAAUGUUUUUGUACAGCUGCUCUGCUCAAUUCAAUAUCGAAUUGUUAAAGAAAAUGCUGAUGAUGCAUUCUAUGAAUUGCAAAACCCCAAAGAGCAAAUUCAGGCCUAUGUUUUUGAUGUGGUACGUGCUCAUGUUCCUAGAAUGACCCUUGAUGAAGUCUUUGAGCAAAAGGGUGAUGUGGCAAAAGCUGUCCUGGAGGAGCUAGAAAAGGUGAUGGGAGAAUAUGGCUAUAACAUCGAGCAGAUACUCAUGGUUGAUAUUAUACCGGAUACCUCGGUGCGACGGGCUAUGAAUGAGAUAAAUGCUGCCCAACGACUUCAGCUUGCUAGUGUUUACAAAGGAGAAGCAGAAAAGGUCCUUCUGGUGAAGAAAGCUGAAGCAGAGGCAGAGGCUAAAUAUCUUGGUGGUGUCGGGGUGGCAAAGCAACGGCAGGCAAUAACUGAUGGUCUGAGAGAGAACAUCUUAAACUUCUCUCACACAGUGUCCGGAACCACAGCGAAAGAGGUGAUGGACUUAAUAAUGGUCACUCAGUACUUUGACACCAUCAAAGAACUUGGAAAUUCAUCAAAGAAUACCACCGUGUUCAUACCACAUGGCCCUGGUCAUGUGAGAGAUAUAACUGAUCAGAUUCGAAAUGGAAUGAUGGAAGCAUCAAGCAGUCAGGCGGAUAACUAGUGUUUCUAGCUUGAUUCUUGUGCAUGAAGACUCAUUGUCAUGGACCUGCAAAGUUGCAUGUUUUUUUGGAGAAACAUACCAGUUAAAGUGGUAGUUGUCGCAGCUGCUGCUAUGUUUUCAUUUUUACGCGUGGGAUUGUCAACAUGUGAUCAUUUGUCAAACUGGAAGUGAUCAAGUUUGAAGUUGUAUAUAUUAAUAAACAAAGGUUCACUUUUUCCCUUCUUAUUUGGAUUGAUUAACUACUUAUUGCACAGACUGAAUCAGA
This is a messenger RNA of Elaeis guineensis (African oil palm), 1262 nucleotides long. RefSeq names its product hypersensitive-induced response protein 4. The record is from RefSeq and is a predicted model, not a curated record. NCBI's taxonomy places the organism in Eukaryota, Viridiplantae, Streptophyta, Magnoliopsida, Arecales, Arecaceae.